This is a messenger RNA of Eimeria acervulina, 621 nucleotides long. RefSeq lists its product as hypothetical. The coding region runs from base 1 to 621 and encodes 206 amino acids. The record is from RefSeq and is a predicted model, not a curated record. Lineage: Eukaryota; Apicomplexa; Conoidasida; Eucoccidiorida; Eimeriidae. The transcript has 5 exons.
AUGGAGGUCCAGCGGCUGGCAUUCGAGAGCCGCGCAGCUGCUGCAGCUGCAGAAGCCCAGACAGCGGCUGCUGUGGCUCGGAAUGCCAAGACUCUUCAACGAGAAAGUAUUCAAGCCAAAGAGGCGGUUCACCAGCUCCACCGGCAGGCCAAAGACGCCGAGCGGCAGCAACAGGAGCAGCAAGAGAUAAUCAAAUCGCUCUUGAAAGAAGUGGAGACCAACCGGCUGGAGCUGCUGCGCAUGCAACAGCAGUCGGGCCAGCUUGGCAUUUCAGGAAGCGAUGAAGUCCCUGUCAAGAACAAGAACAAAUGCCCUGCGUAUCGCUGCAGCAGCCUCGGAGACAUGCAACAGAUGAUGACGGGCGUAAAGGCCUUCCAAGCUGGCCUCCCGCAUUCUAGCGGUGCUUCUCUGGGCACUAGCCAGUCUCUCGCCCGCUUGCGACAUCCACAACAACAGUUGCCCACCCCCCACGCGGGGCACGCAGAGCUUAUUGACGGCGCAUCAUCGUUCAAACUGGCAUUAGUCCGUUACAUACCUGAUGAUAGUGAAAGGGAUGCGUCGUUGUGUUGCGGGCUCCAGCCGUAUGACUUCACAGUCAAGUACAGGCUUCCGCCAACGUGA